UCUCACAAUGGGCUUGGUGGACCCCUAACGAUGUAUCAAGUUGGCAGGGUGCAUGAUGACUUGAUAUUUACACAUGUUUUUGUCCAACAUUCUUGUACCGUUUGAGUCUUAUUUCUCGUGUUUUAGGCCAAUUUCACGCUAGGUUGUUCUUGUUUGUGAUAUUUUAGGUCCUAAUACGUGAAUGAAGGUUUGGGAACGAGUUCGGGGUCGAUUGGACGAAGAUUGGACAUUUGGCGAGAAGUUGAGGAACCCACACGGGCACACCUAAAAUCCCACACGGCCGUGUGACUUGGCCGUGUGACACCAAUUUGCACGGGCAAGCCACACUGGCCGUGUAGGGGACCCCUUGUGGCAUUGUGGAAAGUCCAGGGAGCUCACACGGCCAGCCUGGAAAUCCACACGGCCGUGUGUCUCUGGCCGUGCAGCAGGCUUGAAGACCCAUUAAUUGAAACGCCGCGUUUUAUCAUCCACACGAGCAAACUGGGAAUCCACACGGCCGUGUGGUUGGGAAAAUCUGGGUUUUAACCCAAUUUCGAGCAAAAGGAGAGGGAAUCGAGUUUUUGAACAAGAAAUAGAGCCCCAGAGAGGGAAAGUGCGAAGAACACAUCCUAGAAGUGAUUUUGGAGCUGGGUUUCAUCAAUCGAGCUUUCAGAUCAUCAUAGGAGUGAAGAUCAUCAUCCCAGAGCAGUUUUUCCUCAUCUUUAUGAGUAUGACUACUCUGUUUUCUGUUUUUCUCUCUCUCUAUGGAGUAGAACCUUCUCUUACUUGGGUAUGAAGAACCCUAGUUCCAUGUGUUAGGGAUCUUGAUUGUAAUGACUUGGGAUUGUUAUACUGUCUGAUUUUAAUCGAUUGAUGCAUGAUUCAAUGAGUCAAUUGAAGUCUGAUCACCUUUUCUUGAUUUCUGCUGCAACCUGAGAUAGAUAGAAUCUGAUUAGGUUGUUAGAGCUUCAUCAAUCGGUAGUGGUAGAUUGAUUAUACGAGAGUUAAUCGAUUUACUGCUUUGUACUGGAAACAAAUUUUAGUAGUGGAUUUUUGCAUUCAUAGCCUCAGCUUUCUAUCCUGGUGAAGAUUAGUCGUCUGCCGGGUAGUUUGACUAAGAGGGCUUGGUCAGCUUAAGAGAUUCCAAGCUACUAUCGGAUCUUCCGCAGUUUAAUCAACAGUUAAUCAACCCAGGGUAAUUACAACCUCGACCUAACUAAGGAGCUAGGGGGACUCAUUCCUGAGUGACUCUUCCCUUGCUAAAGAACUUUGAACCAUUUCCUGCUUUCUUACUGCUUUUAGUUAAACUCACAAUCACUCGACUUAGUUUGCUAGAUAAUAGAUAUUCACGGAGUAGGCAGUAGAUCUAGACCCCGGGUUGACAAUUAGAGCUUGCCUGUUACUGCAUUACCGGACUGCGAUUACACUUGGUCCCAGUUUGGUGUUGUGUUUUAGCGUGUCAAGUUUUUGGCGCCGUUUCCGGGGACCCUUUAGGUUAUUGGGGAAACGUGAAAGUUUGUUACUCUAGCUUUUUCUUUACUACAUUUUCUCUCUUCCACAUGUGUGCCUUCACGGGUUGCUUUUGCUGAUUGUGUGCAGGUAGUGCAUGACCCGUAGCCAGUCGGGAGAUUUACUACCAUUAGACCAAGAGCUUGAACGGACCUGUAGGAACUUCAAGCGGGCUCUAAAGGCACGACUGGCUGCGGAGGAAGAUGUGGAGCAACUACACAUCACUGAGGAGGAAGAAAUGGGUGAACCACAAAACAAUGAUGUGCUCAUUCCCGAGGAGCAAACCAUGGGCUAUUACUGGACGACCUACGCCGUAGAAAUGAGGUCCCCCAUCCAACACCCUCAAGUUGCUACCAACAACUUCGAGGUGAGUACCUCUGUCAUCACCAUGUUGUGCGGCUCAGUGGUAUUCCGUGGCAAGGAGGGAGAGUGCCCCCGAUCACACCUGAGGCGGUUCCAUGAGCUCAUCGAUGGGAUCAAGAUAAAUGGGGUCCCAUCCGAUGCCAUCCAGCUGAGGUACUUCCCAUUUACUCUGGAGGGGCAAGCUAAAGAGUGGCUGGACACUAGGCCUCCCGGAUCAAUCACCAUGUUCGCCAACCUGGCGGACAAGUUCCUCACCCGCGAUCAUCCUCCAUCGAAAACGUCGGACUUGCAGAAGAAGAUCACCCACUUUGCCCAGGAUGAAGAUGAGAACAUCCGGGACGCAUGGGAGAGAUACACCAGUCUCUUCUUGAGGUGUCCCAAUCAUGGUUUCAAUGAUGCCUUCAAGGUGGGCACCUUCUACCACGCCCUUUUUUCAGAAGACAAGCAGCUGAUUGACUCGGUUUGUGGCGGGAACAUGCUGACCAAGACGCAGCUGCAGUUGAAUCAACUCUUUGAGGAGAUGGCAGAGAAAGGGUAUGAUUGGGGCACUGCUAGGAGGUUGAGGAGAGCACCAAGCCGAGGUGUAUAUGAUGUGGGCACCCACUCUUCUGAUUUGGUGCAAGUUGUGUCUAAACUGGUCUCAACCAUCAAUCGGAAUGGGAUGGUUCCGGGGAUAGGGCAGCAGCCGGCAAUGCGUUUCCAGUGGUGCGAGAGUGCCCAUCAUAUUGUAGAGGACUGCCAGGCCAUGCGUGAGUCCAGUUCACCCCAGGAGCAGGUGAACUUCAUCAACAAUGUCCAGCGCAACGACCCAUACAGUAACACCUACAAUGAGGGAUGGCACCGGAACCGAAAUUCUCCUAGAGUGGCAACAACAAUCAGAAGCCACCUGGCUUCCAAGCUCCUGCAACUAGUUUUCUGAACCAGAAGCAGCCAUACCAGCCUCGGCCAGGCCAGAUGCAGCAUCAACAACCACUCUAUCAGCCCAGACAGGGGAAGGCUUUUCAACAGCCCCCACAGCAGCAGUACCAGCAACUUGUUGCACCUCCAUCAGUCCCAGCACCGGGCGAUCCCGUGUCAGAACUGAGGGAUCUAGUGACUACCUUGGCGAGCACUAGUACCCAAAAGUUCAAUAAAUGAGAGCAAUUCAU
Messenger RNA from Linum trigynum, 2999 nucleotides. The record is from the annotation of a GenBank genome assembly. NCBI's taxonomy places the organism in Eukaryota, Viridiplantae, Streptophyta, Magnoliopsida, Malpighiales, Linaceae.